AUGUCCAGAAGAAAGUUUCAGGAAGAUGAUCCACCUUACCUAAAUGGACUCUGCUUUAAAAAAUCCUUGAAACUGUUUCAGCAACUGGUUGACAAAACAGUUGCUCAGAAAAGGGAGGAAAGAUUAGGCUUGCAGGCAAAAGAUACUGAGGGAAUGGAUUAUGACAAGUUCUUUGAUGCAGUAAAGAGUCUUUUUGGUCCAGAUGUAAAAGCUCAAGAUGUUAAAACUUUCUAUAGGAAGAUUAGCAACAACCCAGAUGGGCAGACAGAAUGGUGUGAGAUCUUUGGAUAUUACAUGGUGGAAGGUGAUGUUCUUGCUGCCCAGCUUGAUGAAGAAAAUACGGUUUUCCUAGUAUCCAAAAAGCAACGGAUUACAAAAGCAGGAGUCAAGAGAAGUGAUGUAAUCAGAUGCAUGGUAAAGGUAUCUCAACUUGAUUUUUUGCUAACAGCAUCUCAGAAAGGAAUGUUGUCUGUUUUUACUGGCCAGAUGCGGAUCCUAUCAAGCAUCAGCAUCCCAGACAGUUCCUGGAUCACUGGAUGUGAUUACCUUGGUCAACUCAAGCGUGUUGUUGCUGUGACAGAAAGAACUAUCAUCCUAUGGGAUUAUAAAACACAAGAGAGUGCCCUGGAUAACUGCUUUAUAAUCAAGCCCAUGGAACACUGCAUCCUCUCUAUUUCUGCCAUUCCUCACCCAUCGGAACUGCUAUUGAAGGAUGACAUCUUACUGGGGGAUGAUGGUGGAUAUGUCACUUUGUUUACGCUUACCAGUGAUGACUUUGGUCUAAAACAAGCUAAAUCUAAAAAGAACUUGCACGUGAUGGUUAUAGAUUCUAAGAAAUUCAAAAGCAUUAAACGCAAACUGCAUGAUGACUGGGUUGUAAAAGUAAAAUACAUUCCAGCUUUGAAUUGUUUUGGAUCCUGCUCAUUGGAUAGCAUUCAUUCAUUGGUUUUAGAUGAUCUGAAAAGACUUGAAGACAAUGUACCUGUCAGGGAUUUUUCAGUACCAAGAGGAGUUAACACUUUCACAUAUUGUGGAAAAGCCAAUAUUAUUGUUACAGGAGGAGAUGAUAAAAUUCUUCGUUUAUGGCAUCCAAACAUCAAUACCAAGCCAGUGGGGAAACUGAUGGGACAUUUGUUUAGUAUCACAGAGAUUGUCACCAAUGAAAAAGAUCAGCACAUUAUCAGCCUUUCUACUGCAAAAAUUUUCAGGGUGUGGGACAUCCAAACACUUUCAUUGAUGCAAAUCUUCCAUGAUGCUCAAGGGGUACCCAGAGAGUCACAAAUCUUUGCUCUGGUAUUUGACAAUAACCACGGGACACUUAUUGCAGGAUCAGCAGUCAUUGAUGUUUAUCCUCUCACUCGGAUGAUACAAGACACUAAACAAGUCCCCCAGACUCAUGAAAGGAGCAUCAAUGUGCUGGUUUACAAUAAGGUGUUUCACCAAGUUCUUACUAUCUGUUCUGAGUCUGUUGUAAAGGUCUGGGAAUUGGAAACAGGACAGCUAAUAUACCAGAUUGAAGAUGCCCAUGGGCCAAAUGUUGAGUUGACAUGUGCAGCAAUUGAUAAAAAUGGAUUUCAUCUUGCUACUGGAGCAUGUGAUGGGACUGUGAAAAUAUGGGAUUAUGGAAGUGGGCAGGUACUUAAAAUUUUGCCCUUAGGCAAGGAAAUCAAGGACAAUGAACAUUGGCUGAUGCAGAUGGACUACCUGAAAGCCAGUGAGAGUAAGCAUGUGAUCCUGGUCUUGGAGUACAGUGGGAUGCUCAAAAUUGUUCAGGGUAAUGAAGGUGAAAUUUACCUGUCUAUAACUUGGGAACUCCCUGAAGCUGUGUCAUUUGCUCUACAAGGCUAUCCACUCAUGUCCCUAAAAUUGAAUACCAAUGUCAAGAAAAAUAAUGGUUUUUUCCCAGAUGUCCAACUGCUGCUUGAUACAGAUCUCAUAAACUCAAAUACAGAGCUACCUCCUGGGACUGAAGUGAAGUGCUUUGAUUUGUUAAAAAUAGAAGGUUACAGUUUGUUAGCUACUGCAAGUGCAAAUGGUUCUAUCAUCAUGUGGGAUUUUGAAGCUGCCACAGCCAGACGCAUAUUCAAAGCUCGAGAUGAUAUUCACUCAGAUAGACCUGAAUUACUUAAAAUCAACUGGUUAUUAUUCCUUUAUCGAGGCACUAUCUCUGAGAGGCAAAUGAGUGAAUCUUCCACCUCUUGUUCAGAUCCACAGUGGGGGGAUGUUUCUACACAGGAAGGAGAAGAAAAUGCUUCAGUGUUAAAGAUGAAUGGUGUUAAAAGUGAAACUGCUGGUAUAGCAACUCUUUCAGAAACAAAGCUUCCAGAUUCUCUCCCCUCGGGAAGCAAAGGAAUAAUACCUAAUGUAUUAUUAGUUGGAAAAGAAACUGAUCGUUGCACUGUACCCAUACUUGCCUCAGCACAUGAAGACGGUUUCAUUUACCUGUGGACUAUUACGGGAGAUCUACUGAAAGAAAUUUUGCCUUUCACAAAACAUCCUCCAAUUCCUUUGACAGCACUUUGUGCUGAUGCGUCUACCAAAAUGCUUUUUGCUGCUAAUAAAGAGGGAAAUGUUAUCCAAUGGAAUGUUGGCUCAUUCCUGGAAGAUCCGAAAAAUCCCAACAAGCGUAUAAAGCAACAGAUUUGCUGGCGGGCUCAUUCUGCUAAAAUAGUCAGCCUGUUUUGUGAUAAUGAAAGAAGCCUGGUGGUGACUGCAUCCACGGAUGGUUCUGUCAGACUUUGGCAUUCAACUCAAGGACUCUACUUUGGCUAUUUUGGACAGCGCCGAGCAUUUGAAAUUAUUGAAUCCUCCGAUAUAAUUUUGCCCUGUGAUGUAAAUGAAAUUCCAUUCACAAUAAAAGAAAACAGCAAGUUUAUGGAGAAAAAGCAGAAGUUUGAAUAUCCUAUAGUCCUUGACAGGGAGAGAUGGAAGACUCUGACCAAGUCAUCUUUAACUUUGAAAAAGCCUAGCCCACAUGACAUUGAUCUGGAUUUUAAAUUUUUCAAAGCCCUGGCUUCUCCCAAGAUCAAUAAAUACCCUUUGGAAAGUUUCAAAUCUGGAAACAAAGAUAUUGGUGUUGUAUUUGGAGCUAUACCAAUCUACAGGGUUGUAACACCUCCAAGGCUGAAAACUAUUUAUGCAGAUCAAGAUGUUUCUUCUGACAAUAUGGCCAAGCGAAGCAAAGUUUUUCUUACUUCAGUAAGUGGAUUAACUAUUUCUUCAUGUUCUAUACAUGUUAAGUGUAAGAAUGUUUGCUAUAUGUCAGAACCGAAGCUGGCCCAGCCCAGCCUAGCAGCCAGGCCAGGUACACCUCGUCAGCAGCAGGAGCAAGAAGACAGCAAGGUCAGCUGGGAUGGCAGAGCACAGCCGAAGCUGGCCCAGCCCAGCCUAGCCCAGCAGGCAGGCCGGGUGCACCUCGUCAGCAGCAGGAGCAAAAAGACACCAUCAUGUUUAACCUUUCGAAAAGGUGCAAAAUCUGGUCAGAUGCCACUGAUGCCUGUUCCUUCCUCCCACGUUGCUCCCAGUACAACUCCAAAAAUUGUGAAACAGUAA
Messenger RNA from Candoia aspera, 3552 nucleotides. RefSeq names its product WD repeat domain 64 (gene WDR64). NCBI's taxonomy places the organism in Eukaryota, Metazoa, Chordata, Lepidosauria, Squamata, Candoiidae. Gene Ontology annotation, molecular function: protein binding. The transcript is spliced from 30 exons. The record is from RefSeq and is a predicted model, not a curated record. The coding region runs from base 1 to 3552 and encodes 1183 amino acids.